Molecule: messenger RNA, 2423 nt
Organism: Dreissena polymorpha
Lineage: Eukaryota; Metazoa; Mollusca; Bivalvia; Myida; Dreissenidae
Product: sequestosome-1-like
Exons: 5
Coding region: 218-1771 (517 amino acids)
Biological process (GO): endosome organization; aggrephagy; mitophagy
Cellular component (GO): amphisome; aggresome
Molecular function (GO): K63-linked polyubiquitin modification-dependent protein binding; protein kinase C binding; zinc ion binding
Source: RefSeq, a predicted model, not a curated record
AUCGGUGACCUGUCAACUGUAUAAAAAGCUAGACAUCUACGUAGCAGAGCAUUCGGAGCUGUUAACGCAGAGGAAACUAAACAGUGAAGUGUUGAUUAAAGCAAAAUAAAUAAGGGCAUUUACGUAGAAAUUAAGUUACGUAAAAAACACUAGUACAUACAAUAUUGUUUCGUGCAUCAAAUAUAGAUAAUAAGUAGACGUAUUUCGGGUCUUCAAUAUGUCGCUCUCAGUGAAAGCGUUCUUGAAGAAGGACGACAAGUUGGACGCCGAGAUCCGGCGGUUCCAGGUUCCGGCUGACGUCUCGUCCAGCUAUGACUACCUCGCCAAGAAACUUUGCGGCAUCUUCCCCUCCCUCAGACAGGGCAACUUCUCCCUGUAUUGGAAAGACCCCGAUGGCGACCUGGUCUGCUUCUCGACCGACGAGGAGCUGAUGGAGGCACUGGGUUUCGUCAACGACGGAUUGUUCAAGUUGUACAUCACCGACAAAGCGCCCGGAGCUUCCACUGACGGAAGCCACGAACCGGAAGGCGACCACGUGCAUCCUCAUGUCACCUGCGACGGCUGUCAAGCUAGCCCGAUUACCGGGCCGCGCUACAAGUGCAUGGUGUGUCCAGAUUUCGACCUGUGUCGUAGCUGCGAGGCGAAGGGACUCCACUUGGAGCACAACAUGAUGAAGAUCACCGCCCCCGGCUCCAUGCCCCCGGGGUUCCCGUUUGGACCUAUGAGUCAAGGGAGGUUUGCCCCGCCCCCGUACUUCCGACGCUGGAUGCAGAAGUUUAUGAGGAGGUGGCACAACCGCCAGGGAGAGCAGGAUUGCCAGAUGGGCGCUGAGACCUCCGAGAAGAUGGACGACGGCGCGGAGGCGCAAGAGGAGGCCGGGGACUCUUCCGGUGACGAGUUCCUGAGAAAUGUCGGCGAGUCAGUGGCCGAGAUGCUCGAUCCUUUGGGUAUUGAUGUUGAUAUUGAAGUGGAAAAGAGAAAGAAAGGCGGCCAGCCAGCUGGCGAGACUGGUGGGGAAGGAUCACCUUGUGGCGAGAGAAAGGGUUGGGGAGGCCGCCGAUGUGGUGGAGGGCGUGGCAGAGGACGUGGCGGAAGGGGCGGUAGUGGAAACUGCCCAAGGAUGCCGUUCGGCGGGUGGGGUGUGUUCCCUGGGUCCCACGGUUUUCCCCACGGCGGUCCCCAUGGCAACGGUGGUCCCAAUGGCGGUCCCCAUGGCGGGGAAGACCCAUGGGGAAUGUGGGGUUGGGGCAUGGGAGGUGGGUGCCCAAUGUUCAAUGAUCGCGGAAAAGGGGGCGAAAAGAAGGGCUCUCGUAAGCCGGAGGAAAAGAGAGACCAAGAGAAAGCCACAUCGCAGAAUGAGGGAGUACCGCAGACUGCACCGGAAAUGAAGACGAACGACGCAGGAAGCGCCGGAGAACAAAGGCCACAGUCGCCAGCUCAUAUGGAGGUGGACCCGAAUGCCCGAAAGGCAGAUGAUCAGUCGUGGACACUUCUCAACAUCAACAUCAAUAACGAGAGUGGUCAACCGACGACCCAAGGACCGGAAUCGCAAAUGCCGAGGCCACCGACCAGACAGGAGCCCGGCCCAUCGGCUCCGCGUGAGCAGCUCUACCCGCCUGCAAACCCUAAAAUCGCGGAAGCCCUUGCCCAGAUGGUGGCGAUGGGAUUCAACAACGACGGCGGCUGGUUGACGAACCUCCUGGAGACCAAGAACGGAGACAUCAUCCAGGUGCUUGACUCCAUCAGGCCGCAGAUGAAUCGCUCGCAGUAGAGCAGCAGACGACGCUUUGGGCAGACGACGCACUGAGCAGACGACGCUUUUAGCAGAAGAUAAAGGCGAACCUUGAUUGUAUUAUGUUCAUAUAAACUUUCAUAAUGAUUUUUAUUUUGCUAUGUUCAGAUGACACACUUGACAGAAGAUGCAUGUGAACUUUUGGCGACCUGUUGAUUUAUUAUGUUCCUUUAAACUCUCGCGAAGAAGUGUACGAGUAUUUUGCUUUAUCAUGUUAUGGAUGUAUUGACCUUGUAGGUCACAUUCUCUGUACAUUGUUUGAUGGACUUGCAUGUUUUUAGUUGGGGUUCCUAAUUUGUAGAAAGUAGACAGUAUAUGGUUGUUUUAUCAAUAGAACUGUUAUUCCAUUAAUCUUAUUUGAAUGUCAAAGCUGUGCAGCAUUGAAAUAUGAAAAUACUAUUAUUAAGAAAUUAUUACUGUUAUUUAACAAUAUUUUUAAAACAUCAUUUGUUUUAAGAUAAAUGCAAUCGACUUAUAUGAAUUAUAUGGAAUAUUUUGCAAACGUAUUCAUAUAUUAUUGUGUUUAAGUAUUUGAAUUGUUGUUAAUGUGCAUGUAUGUAUCAACUAUAAGCGUCGGUCGUCUGUUUUGAGAUUGUAUUGUUCGCCUGUUCUAUUAAAAUCUGACGGUAUA